AUGGAUGAGAUAAGGCCCCAUGUUGUCUGUGUUCCUCUUCCAGCACAAGGCCACAUAAAUCCAAUGCUAAAACUAGCAAAACUCCUCCAUCUCAGUGGCUUCUACAUCACUUUUGUUCACACACAAUUCAACUUUGAUCGCUUGGUGAAAUCUAAUGGCCCAGAUUCUCUCAAGGGUCUUCCAGAUUUCAAGUUUGAGACCAUAUCUGAUGGAUUGCCUCCAACAAACCAACGAGGAAUACUAGACCUUCCAGACCUGUGCAUAACAAUGCCUGUUAAUGGGUUGCGUUCAUUCAGAGACCUCAUAGCAAAGCUUGUUUCUUCAGCAGAUCUGCCUCCUCUUACUUGCAUAGUUUCUGAUGGUGUCAUGGGCUUUACGUUGAAAGUUGCCCAAGAAUUCAACAUCCCUGAGUUCAUGCUAUUCACCCCUAGUGGCUGCGGCAUGCUGGGGUAUCUUAACUUUGAAGAGCUUGUGACAAGAGGCUUUUUUCCACUCAAAGAUGAGAAGAAUCUGUCUGAUGGAUAUCUUGAAACUGAAGUUGAUUGGAUUCCAGCAAUGAGAGGGGCUAGACUGAAAGACCUUCCCACCUUCUUUAGGACUACUAAUUCUUCUGAUAUAAUGUUCAAUUACAACAAAGAGUCAGUGAACAAUGCUAUGAAAGCCAAAGGGGUCAUCCUUAACACCUUUGAAGAUUUAGAAGCAGAGGUUUUGGAAGCAAUUAGAACUAAAUACCCUAACCUUUACCCCAUUGGUCCAUUAGCAAUGCUCUAUAAACAGUUUUCAAAUUCAAACAAUCAAUUGGAGUCCAUUGAUUUGAAUUUGUGGAAGGAAGAUGUUGAGUGCUUGAGAUGGUUGGAUAAAAGAGACCAAGGAUCUGUAGUUUAUGUGAAUUUUGGGAGCUUAGUGAUUAUGACUUCAAAGCAAUUGAGAGAGUUUGCUUGGGGAUUGGCUAAUAGUAAGUACCAUUUCUUGUGGGUCAUUAGGCCUAAUCUUGUGGAUAAUGGAGCUGAGAUCAUAUCAAAUGAUGAAUUUGUGAAUGAAAUUGAUCAGAGGGGCUUGAUAUUGGAGUGGUGCCCACAAGAGAAAGUUCUAGGUCAUCCCUCGGUUGGAGGCUUUUUGACCCAUUGUGGGUGGAACUCCGUAUUGGAAAGUAUUUGUGAGGGAGUGCCAAUGGCGUGUUGGCCUUUCUUUGCUGAGCAACAAACCAAUUGCUUUUAUGCCUACAAAAAAUGGGGGAUUGGAAUGGAAAUUGAGAGUGAUGUUGAUAGAGAGCAGGUUGAGGGGCUUGUGAGGGAACUUAUGGGAGGAGAGAAAGGGGAAAAAAUGAGGAAUAAGGCUGGGGAGUGGAAGCAGAAGGCUGAGGCAGCCACAUCACUUGGUGGAUCUUCUUACAAUAACUACAACAGUUUGGUUUUGCUAUUGAAAGAGGUCAAUAAGUCACUUGGGCAUGAACUGGUAGAGUAAGAGGUGGGGUUACAAUGGAUGUAUUAGGUUCAAUUUUGGUUAAUAGCCAAGAUCUUGUUUGUAAUUGUAGCUAAUUCUUUUUCGUGACAAUUGUUAUUGUAGCUAUAUGCAGCCC
Messenger RNA from Gastrolobium bilobum, 1579 nucleotides. Its product is annotated as 7-deoxyloganetin glucosyltransferase-like. The transcript has 2 exons. Gene Ontology annotation, molecular function: UDP-glycosyltransferase activity. The coding region runs from base 1 to 1464 and encodes 487 amino acids. Lineage: Eukaryota; Viridiplantae; Streptophyta; Magnoliopsida; Fabales; Fabaceae. The record is from RefSeq and is a predicted model, not a curated record.